Argiope bruennichi is the source of this 920-nucleotide messenger RNA. It is a transcript of the gene mRpL23, whose product is annotated as probable 39S ribosomal protein L23, mitochondrial. Bases 192 to 644 code for a protein of 150 amino acids. The record is from RefSeq and is a predicted model, not a curated record. Gene Ontology annotation, biological process: mitochondrial translation. Gene Ontology annotation, cellular component: mitochondrial large ribosomal subunit; ribosome. The transcript has a single exon. Gene Ontology annotation, molecular function: structural constituent of ribosome. NCBI's taxonomy places the organism in Eukaryota, Metazoa, Arthropoda, Arachnida, Araneae, Araneidae.
UUGGUUAACGCAUAACUAAAGAACGAAUCGGACGGAGCGAAUUAGUGCAAUCUUUAAGCGCAAAGCAUGGCUAAAAGAUUUGUUUGUAAAUAGAAUAUUUUGUUAGUUUUAUUUCAUUUAAUGAUUAUUACAGCUAUUUCUUAAGUAUUCCAAAUUUUCCACCUUUGAGUAUAGUUUUCAUAAUUGGGAAAAUGUCAACAAGAGUAUAUCCAACUUUCGUGAAAGGUAAUCCACGAUUAAGAGUAUUUCUACCAAACUUUUUUAUGAAAUUAGUAAAAUCUAAAAUUAAUGAACCUGCUAAUCAUGUGCGGUUUAUCAUACCUCUUGAGAUGACAGAUGAUGAUGUAAAAAAUUACUUGGAAAAAAUAUACAAUGUCCCUGUUUGUCAAGUACAGACAAGGCUCUACGAAGGAGAAAUAAAGAGGAAUCAUAAAAAUUAUUUGAUAAAAGAACCAGAUUAUCGCAUGGCUCAUGUAACAUUACCGGAGGAUAUGAAAUUUGAGUUCCCUGAUUUGUUUCCUAAAGCGAAGAAAGAUAAAGUUGAUGAAGAUGAAUCUAGGUUGCUCGAUCAAGCUGCUGACCUUAUGAAGCAAAGACGAAGAAAUUGGGAUCGUAAAGAUGUUCCAACGUGGUUUGGUUUAUAAUAAAUUAACUGAGAAUACUUUAAAUGCAAUGUUUAGCUCUUGUUUGGAAGAAAAACUUCUUCGUGUAAUUUUCUUACAAAGGUUUCUCAGCUCAAAUGUUAUGUAUCUUAGAUGACCUUAAAACUUACAAAUUUUAUUUUUAUUUGAUGUAUUUAUUUUUUAAAAAUGAGAAUUUUCUCAUUAACAUGUAGCAAUUAUUUAACUUUAAAAUCUGAGAUAGAUAGCUGUAAGUCAUCUAAUUUUGAAAAGUAAUAAAUUGAAAUUGUUAUGUUAGAA